UCUAAGUGUUUGCAGGUCAUAAAAUCUUAACUAUAUUCAUUUUCAAAAGCAGCUGAUCCUGUUUGGACGUCACAACUCGUGAAGUAUUCCAUGUAAAUUCCAUGAUGGAGACUGGACAUGUUUUUGUUUUUCCAAUUCUGGUUGAGAUUCACCACUACACACUUAUGAGGAUCCCAACCUCUGAGUGCAGAAGUCCCAUCUCAUCCCGCGAAUAACAAGAAGCAGAGACAUAGGAGCAGGUCCAGGUGUGUGCAGAGGCUGCUGGGUCACUGGGAGGUGGAGGAGAAUUCUGCUGGUCUGAGGAAAAUAUCAAUGUACUCUUCAUAGCGCUCAGCUGGAGAGAAAAACAUUCUGUCCGAGGGUCCUUGAACUCACCACGGUGACGCAGCAGACCGUGCUGCACAUGCGCACUCAGACUGCGCGGAUUGUGACUGAAUUGUUUGGGGGAAGCACUGACGAACAUCCCGGACAGCCGUGUAACAUUUGUGUUUUCUGUCGACCAGGUAAAAAGACUCUUUGGAGACCUUGUACUUCCACAACCAUGAUCAAGCUGGUGUGCAUUGCGAUGGUGGCUGGAUUGGUUUUUGAUCUAGUUGAACCAAUGGAGAAAAACCAAAUGAAUUCACUGUCUCCCAGGUUUUCUAAAAGGCCACCACGUCCAGCAGGACGAGAGCCAGAACUGGAGGUCUACUCUUCCGUUCCCAUUCAGUGUUGGACGGAGUGGUUUAACAGAGAUAAUCCAUCCAGAGGUGGAGACCGAGAGACUCUCUCCAGACUUCGGAGACUAUACCCCGGAAAAAUUUGCCUCAAUCCGGCCGGAAUUGAAGCAACAACUCUGUCUGGGACCCCUGCAGACAAAACAGAAGAUAAGAUCUUUAAGAGUGACACAACCACAGGAUUUAUCUGCAGAAACAGAGACCAAAAACAUGGGCAGUGCAAUGACUAUAGAGUUCGUUUCAGCUGCCCUCCUCCCUACUGUUCCAAAAAAGUUUGCUGGACCAAGUGGUUCGACCGGGACAAUCCCUCUGGAACAGGUGACUGGGAGACUUUGAGCAGCCUCAGAAGGGAAAACCAGGGCAAAAUUUGUGAAUCCCCCUGGUUCAUCGAGGUGGUCACCAAGGACUACCCUCACACUCCUGCCAUCCAGACGGGAGAGAACUUCUACAUGUUCAGCCCGACUCAGGGCUUUGUUUGCCGCCAGAAGGAUCAGAGCUCAAAAACAUGCCUGGACUACAAAGUCCGGUUCGGAUGCCCGUGCACCGAGUGAGCCUUCACUCCCAGCUGAUGAAAAGGGAGAACUUUAUGCUAUCACUUAAUCUCCUCAAUGCUUCUACUUUGUUCUUCUUAAAUCCAACAUUCUCCUCCCAUUCUCACCACAUUUGACCCUUUUCGCUGGUUUUAUUUUAAACCUCAACAAGGAAGAAAGUUAUCGCCUAAAAUACUCGCUCUAUGUCACCAUUUUAGGGUCUUUCCCAUUACGUUUGCACGCUUUAAAACUUUGAACUAUAAAAAACAUAUUAUGCAAAGACACUGAAAUGCAAUGUAACAGGGACGGAUUAUUUUUAACAGACUCCUUAUUAAAUUGAGUGCAGACAGGGACUCCUCGUGUUAUUAUAUUUGACAUGAAUGGCAGUGUCCCAGAAUAAAUAGACAUUUUGAAAUGUGCAACUGAACGGAAAAAUGCUGCAGAAUGUAUCAAGUCGUAUACAUUUGUGGAUGAAAUGGGGUAGAAAUAACUGCUAAUUUUCAGUGGUUUGUUAGAAAAGAAUAGACGGAUUAAAGUGGAUCCUUUUUUUGAUAUAUCAACAGUUCUAUUUCUACAAAGCACCAGAUGUCUGAAAGUAGAGCUAAAGUGGAUGUUUUAUGUAUUUUUCUUUCCAAAUGUACGGGUAAAAAUGAUACGUUUCUGUUCUUUCUCUUGUUCUGUGUGUUUUCACGGGGAAAUGAAAUCAGCAAUUAAAAUAUGAUUGAAAA
Messenger RNA from Oryzias melastigma (Indian medaka), 1974 nucleotides. RefSeq names its product cartilage intermediate layer protein 2. Lineage: Eukaryota; Metazoa; Chordata; Actinopteri; Beloniformes; Adrianichthyidae. The transcript has 13 exons. The record is from RefSeq and is a predicted model, not a curated record. The coding region runs from base 404 to 1267 and encodes 287 amino acids.